AUGGACUUUGAAUCUUCCAACAAAAGAUCUAGGGAAGAAUUUGAAGGACCCAAUGAUAUUGGUCACAACUUUCAGCAGCCAAAAUCUCACUCCGACUUUGAUUCAAAAAGACAAAGAAUUGAUCCAGCUCAGGAAUUAAUAAAUAAUGUUUGUAAAGAUAUCAGAAGAUUAGGUGAAAAUCCAAGUGUUAGUACUCAAGUUGAAGAUGUUAAUUAUAUAUCCAAUCCAAUAGUGGCCGAAUUCGAAAAAAUUGAUAAUUUGAGAAACUCGAUUUUAUCUACACUUUAUGCAUUAAUCAUUGAACAACCACAUAAGAUUAAUGCAGUAGCAAAUUUAGUAUUUAUAUGUAAUUCAAAAAAUUUCGUAAUAGCCAAAUAUGUUGUGGAGUAUUUACACGGAAAAGUACAAUUAUUAUUAGACUCAAUUGGUGGAAAUGAUAAUGUUAUAAAAGAAAACGCUGGAGUUUUUAAUAAUAUCAAGAGUAUAUUGAAAUUUUUUGGUGCAAUAUCUCCUAUAAUUGAUGACUAUUCUACUAUCAAUAUUUUCAAACAAUUUUUACAAUUUUCUAUUGAUUUACAGCAGAAUUCAAAGAAGAGAAAUGGAAUAGCACAAGAAAUUUUUUAUAAUGUGUUAAUUGCAACACCUUAUUUAUUGAGUAAUGACAAAAGCGAAGAAUUACAUGGAUAUUUGAAUGAUUUAAUAGAGUUGGCAGAUCAGUUUGUUAUAAUUGAGCCUGAAACAAACAAAAUGCUUCAACCUUUUGACUCAAAAAUGGAUAAUUUGGAAAUUCCAUACCAGCCAAAAAAGAUGAUUGAUUUGAUACUACCAGCAUUGAAGAAGUUACAAAAAGAAGAUUGGCAAUUAAAUCUCUUUUUGGACUUUGAACCAUUUCUCGAACCAGUGAUAAAGAAUGCGUUAGAAACAAAUUCUAUCUCAAAAGAUUUGAUUAAACAUAAAUUACCACAAUUUUCAUUACCGACGAUAGAGAAAAUGAAUGACUACAAACCUAGAAAUGAGGAAAAUAUUGAUCGUUUAUGGCAACAAAAUGUAAGGGUUUUAUUUCAAGUUUAUAAUCAAAAUACCGAUUUCGAAACUGUACCACCUAUUGAGUCGUAUAUGGGUUUAUUUUUCAAAGACUUAUCAUUCGAUAUUUUAACUAAUUUGUCUUUCAAUAAAAAUGAAGCUUCAAUCCAAUUAUCCAUCUUGGAUUUAUUUUUUAAUAAAGAUUUGUUUGCACCAAUGGGUACUUCCAUUGAUCAAUUAUCAGUCAUUUAUGAAGAUAACAAAACAGGACAGAACAACCCAACAUUAUCUACUUGGAAAAUUGAGGAUAUAGCAGUUGAGAGUAUAUUAACAAUGAUUUUCCAAUUGCCAAGAACGCUACAUAGAGAAAUUUAUUAUUAUACAGUAUUGAUUGCAUGUUGUAAAGAAAGUCCUGAAUCGAUGGCCCCAGUUUUUGGAAGAGCUAUUAGAUAUUUUUAUAAUAAUUUACAAACUUUAGAUUAUGAAUUAAAAAUCAGAUUCUUGGAUUGGAUGACUACACAAAUUUCUAAUUUUGAGUUUAGUUGGAAAUGGGAUGAAUGGGUCAAAGAUUCACAAGAAUUCUCACAAUUAAAAUAUCAUCCAAAAAAGAAUUUUAUUAAAAACUUGAUAGCAAAAGAAAUCAGAUUAUCAAACAAAAGAAAAAUUAAAGAUAGUUUCGUGGAUGUAGUGGACGAUGAUGUAGUUAAUUUUGAUGAAUUUUAUCAAUACUUGGAUAUCUCCAUGUUCCCAAAUGUUAAAGAAUAUAUUAUUGAUUAUGAUUCAAAUCUAUACGGUAAUUCUCCAGAGAUUAGGGAGAAACUUUUAGAAAUUUAUGAUCAAAAACAGCUAGCUUUACAGCAGAAAAGCUUGGUCAGUUUUCAAGAAGAAUUAUUUUAUAAUUUCACAAAUCCAGAAUUACCUUUGAGUGAUGUUGGAUCUAAAGUAUAUGAAUUCAUUGUAUCUCAUCACAAAACAGAUAAAGAAUUUAACGAAUUGUUUAAUUCAAUAAUAGAAAAUAUCAACACUUUCAAUGAAAGUUCAUCGACUCAAAUACUGAAUCCUUUGAAAUUUGCCAUAAACUUAGUUUUCCAAACAUAUGCAUAUAUUGGUUCAAGAUCAAUUUAUUCAGAGGUAAGUAUUUUAAGUAGAGACGUGGAAAAAUUGAAAUUUUUAAGUGGUGCACCAUUAAGUAAUAAAUCUAAAGAAGAUUUUAUGGAUGUAGAUUUAUCAGAGAAUGAAAUCGCAGAUAGGCAAAAUUGGAUUAUUGAUUCUAUAUUUAGAAUUUGGAUUCAUCAACCUCAAGUAGUAUUUAUAAUUUUGGAAAAUUUAAUUGAAUUUGGAAUAAUAAAAUCAUCUUAUGUUAUAGCUAAGGCUUUCAAGUCGAAUCUUAUAAUUGAUAAUGUAUCAUGUAUGGAAUCAAUGAACAGAAUAUUGGAAAAUUCACAAUCAUCAUCUCCAUCUGAUAUAAAAGAUUUGAUUCAUCAAUUGUUUUCAAUAAUAGUCACAAAUUUGAACCAAUUAGAAUUGGGUGUAGACGAUGUGGUCAAAAUUGAUGAAUUAGAGGAAAGUAAUGCAGCAGAAGUGGAUAAACAAUGGUUGUUUUAUGAAUAUUUAGGUUUAUUGAAAACAUACUUUAGAAAAUUUAUAAAGAAUGAAAAUCUCGAUGAAAAAUAUUUGGAUGAUAUAAAAACAAUUUUCAAUGAUUUGGAAAAUAUUCCUACUAGGAUUGAUAUUUUGUCAUGGUUCAAUGAAAUUAGCUAG
Messenger RNA from Lodderomyces pseudojiufengensis, 2784 nucleotides. It is a transcript of the gene GCR3, whose product is annotated as Gcr3p. Gene Ontology annotation, cellular component: nucleus; nuclear cap binding complex. NCBI's taxonomy places the organism in Eukaryota, Fungi, Ascomycota, Pichiomycetes, Serinales, Debaryomycetaceae. The transcript has a single exon. The record is from RefSeq and is a predicted model, not a curated record. The coding region runs from base 1 to 2784 and encodes 927 amino acids. Gene Ontology annotation, molecular function: protein binding; RNA cap binding; mRNA binding. Gene Ontology annotation, biological process: nuclear-transcribed mRNA catabolic process, nonsense-mediated decay; mRNA export from nucleus.